Cucumis melo (muskmelon) is the source of this 2965-nucleotide messenger RNA. Its product is annotated as probable 26S proteasome non-ATPase regulatory subunit 3. The transcript is spliced from 9 exons. Bases 1299 to 2756 code for a protein of 485 amino acids. The record is from RefSeq and is a predicted model, not a curated record. Lineage: Eukaryota; Viridiplantae; Streptophyta; Magnoliopsida; Cucurbitales; Cucurbitaceae. Gene Ontology annotation, molecular function: enzyme regulator activity. Gene Ontology annotation, biological process: regulation of protein catabolic process; ubiquitin-dependent protein catabolic process. Gene Ontology annotation, cellular component: proteasome regulatory particle, lid subcomplex; proteasome complex.
CGGGCGAUAAGCACAGUGCGAACUAUUCUUUCGCCUUUUACUAAAGAAUACCGUGUGCUUGCCGCAUCCACCGGCAUACGCUUAUUUUUGGAGGAUUUUCUCAAGAACGAGAAAUUCCUACAUACCUUAGUUUAAACUUUAUUUUUAUUGUUACUGUGCCUUGGUUGCUGAUUAUAAUGAUGUUGGUUUUAUUUGAAGAGUGUAUCUUUUCAUAUAGUUAAAUUCUUAUUGUAGUAGAACUUAUUAUGUUUUAAUUCUGUUCUGAAGCUCUUGGUGUGAGCUCUUACUGAAAUGGUUUAUAUCUUUUCAGUCUUUGUGGAGUGAGAUCGUUCCUAAAUUGAACAUUUAACUUACUUUUUAAAAUUUGAGAAAGUAAUCCUAACCUUAAAACUCCAUAACCUGAACAAACAUUUCAUCAUAAAUUAUGACCUUUCAUGCCUGUAUUUUCACUAAAGAGUACUGUGUGCUAGUUGCAUUCACUACAUGCCUAAGAAAUAAGUUAUAGAACUAUAUGAUUACAGAAGAGUAUUCAAUAAUGGUGGACAAUGCUAUCCAGUGCGAUGUAACAUAUCCAUAAUAUAAACCAAAGUAUUUGGCAACAAUUCUUUCGUCCUUUAGACAAUAAUCUAGAAUCAUAGGAGUAGUGUUAACGUAUUCAAUUGGUACCCUAGGAAAUCUUCAGCAUCUUUAUAAGUUAAAAGAAUGCAUUUCUUGCUAUUUAUGAUAUAAUGUGAGAAAGAUGUAUAAAACUAAACAUGUAUAUACAGAUAGUCAAGUUACAUUUUAGGUGUCAGUAAAAUUAUUUUAAUGGUAUUUAGCAUGUGUUUACUUUAUAGAUAUUACAAGAAAAAAUGUUACUAUUUCAAGGGCCAACUGAUUAAGUAUGUUUCAAUGCUAUAAAGAAAAAAAGAGUAAAAUUCAUUUGUAAUUAAUAUUUUUUUUCUCUCCCUAUCAACAAUUGCAACAAUAGUAGCAUGAAGGAUGAAAUUUAAAAACGUUGUGGAGUGUUGUUGAGCCUAAACUCGUUUUCAUUUUAUGAUUUAUAGAACAAAAACUAGCCACUUACAUAUACAGCAGUGCAUCAACAAAAAUAAGUCUUCAAACUUUAUUCUUAGUUUAGCUUUCUUCUUUUUUUCAGACUAAAAGUCAAAGCGACGUCGUUUAAAUCUCUUGUUCAGCUUCGUUCCCCAUUUCUUCUCUCUUCUCACUUUCUCUGAGGAUUUGUCUUGCCGAAGAAGAAAUUUGAGGAAAACCCUUACCUUCUUCGUCUCUGAUCCGUUUUACUCAAACUCUCAAAGAUGACUCAAGACGCCGAGAUGAAAGAGCUUCCUGCUCCAUUAUCGUCUUCUUCCUCUUCAGCGUCUCCCUCAGCUCUACAGAAUUUGAAAGAAAUUGUGUCGCUCAUUGAGACCGGGGCCUAUGCGCGGGAGGUUCGGCGGAUUGUUCGUGCCAUUCGUCUGACUAUGGCGUUGAGGCGGAAGUUGAAGGCUUCUGUUCUUUCUCAAUUUCUGAAUCUUGUACUCCCCACAGGGUCUGAGGUGCACACUAGGUUAUCCUCAUUUCUUCCGAAGGAGGAUGACUGUGAAAUGGAUGUUGACACGGCAACUCAAGCUCCUGCCAAACACCCUUUGCCCGAGAUAGAGAUAUAUUCGUACUUGAUUGUGCUAAUAUUUUUGAUUGAUCACAAGAAAUAUGACGAUGCUAAGGCUUGUGCCUCAGCAAGCAUUGCACGGCUUAAGAACCUUAAUAGGAGAACAGUCGAUGUUUUAGCAUCCAGGCUCUACUUCUAUUACUCCCUCAGCUACGAACUCACUGGCGAUCUUGCUGAAAUAAGGGGUAACCUCCUAGCCCUGCAUCGCAUUGCAACCUUGCGCCAUGAUGAAUUGGGUCAGGAAACCCUACUUAACCUUCUACUUCGUAAUUACCUCCACUACAACCUAUAUGAUCAAGCUGAGAAGUUGAGGUCCAAGGCACCCCGGUUUGAAGCUCACUCAAAUCAGCAGUUCUGUAGGUACCUGUUUUACCUUGGUAAGAUCAGGACCAUUCAGCUGGAGUAUACAGAUGCAAAGGAAUCUCUUCUACAAGCUGCUAGGAAAGCACCCAUUGCUGCUCUUGGUUUUCGAGUGCAAUGCAACAAAUGGGCAAUCAUUGUUCGCUUGUUGCUAGGAGAAAUCCCUGAGAGAACCGUUUUCAUGCAGAAAGGCAUGGAGACAGCUCUGAGGCCAUACUUUGAACUCACAAAUGCUGUGAGAAUUGGUGACUUGGAGCUCUUCAGGACUGUUGCUGAAAAGUUCUCUAGUACUUUCAGCUCAGAUCGAACUAACAACUUGAUCGUGAGGCUGCGACAUAAUGUCAUCAGGACUGGGCUUCGCAACAUUAGCAUUUCCUAUUCACGCAUUUCUCUGGUUGAUGUUGCUAAGAAGCUUAGGUUGGACUCGGCAAAUCCUGUUGCUGAUGCUGAGAGUAUUGUCUCCAAGGCAAUUCGAGAUGGAGCAAUUGAUGCGACAGUCGAUCAUGCAAAUGGGUGGAUGGUAUCAAAGGAGACUGGUGAUAUUUACUCGACCAAUGAACCUCAGAUUGCUUUCAAUUCGAGGAUUGCAUUUUGCCUGAAUAUGCAUAACGAAGCAGUGCGUGCUCUUCGGUUUCCGCCAAAUUCACACAAGGAAAAAGAGAGCGCUGAGAAAAGGAGAGAAAGACAACAGCAGGAACAAGAACUUGCAAAACACAUAGCCGAAGAGGAUGAUGACGACUUUUAGCUUAUUUAAUAUGGAGGAGAUGGUAUGGAUCUUUUGUGCAUGAAUGAAAUAAAUACAGUUUUAUUCAGAAAUUCUAGGGAGAAAAUUUUUGAUCCAUUGGUGAUUCAGAUGGCCCUUUUCCGUUUUCUUGAUUGUCAAUUAUUUGUGUUUGUAAUGCCGGCUGCUUGCAACUUCUUCAUUUAUGGAAUGUCCUUGAGAUUUCCAUCUUA